AAAAAAUAUCAGAUAUUAUAUUUCUUUCUCAAAAAAAAAAAACCCUAUAUUUUCUUUUUAUGAUUUUUAUUUUGUUAUGUAAUUAAAAAAAAAAAUGUUUCGAAUAUCUAGAAUAUUAAAAAUUUUAUUUUCAUUAUUUUCAUUUAAAUUUAUAUUAACUUUAUGGAUUAUAAUAAACAUUUUAAAUAAAGUUCAAUCCCAAUUUACGCUUAAAAGAAGGUUUACACAUAAUGCUCAUUUAAUUGAUAAUAAAUUAUGGUUUUUCGGUGGGGGGACUAUGAUAAAUGGAAUACUUUCUCCAACUGGAGAUGUAUUUUAUAUAGAUUUAACAAAACCAUUUGAUACGACUAAUGUUCCAUAUGUAGCAAAAGCGGCAAGUCCAUUUUCAUGUGCGUGGUGUCUAAGUGCUAUUGGGGGAGUUAAUCAAUCAAAAAUAUUUUUCUUUGCAGGACUGAUGGUUAGACAAGAUUUACCUAAUGUUUUAACGACUUCAAUGAUAUAUUCUUUUGAUAUUAAGACUCAAACGUGGUCACCAGCACCGGCAAUGAAAGGAAUGGCAUAUACUAGACGUAGAGAAUUACAGCCUGUUACUGAUAAAGAUGGAAAAAUUUAUAUGUUUGGUGGUGGAUCUGAUAUGUUGUUGGGCUUUCAAACUAUUCAAGUCUAUAAUACUAUGAGUAUUUUAAAUUCUGUUGAUAACACUUGGACUGCGGGGCCUCUAAUUAAUCCUCCUUUGUCUAAAAUUGACUAUACUGCUACUUUAUUACCAAAUGGAGAUAUUGUCUAUAUCGGUGGUUCGCAAACUGACGUGAAUGCAAUUCAUUUUGAUGUCAUUAGUAUGAAUAAGAUUGAUAUAUACGAUACAAUUGGAAAUACUUGGUCAACAAUGACAGCAACCGGGGAAACGAUUACAGAAAGAACGGGUCAUACAGCUGUAUUAAAUAAAAAAGGAGAAAUAAUAAUUUUUGGAGGAGUGUAUGCGCCAACUUUAGUCGCAUCUCAACCACAAAUUGCUGUAUUGGAUACUUCAGUUAAUCCUUUUCGUUGGUCCAUUCCUAUUGUAAAUUCUAAAGAAAUUAAUCCACCACCUCUCAUAUUUCAUACCGCAAAUCUUGUCGAAAAUUAUAUGAUUGUUGCUUUCGGAAAUAUAACCAGAAGCAAUGCAAAUGAGGGACAAAGCGAUCAAUUAUACGUUUUAGAUAUAAAUACUUUCACAUGGGUUAAAAAUUAUAAUCCGCUUAAUAAUUCGAUCCCCUUUCAAGAACCACAAUCAAGCAAAUCUUUGGAUAAAACGAUGAUCAUUAUAAUAGUAGUUAUAGUGGUUGUUAUUUUUAUCGGUGUUGCAAUUGGCGUAAUAAUUUAUCGUCGUAAAAUUAAACAAUUAGAUGAUAAAUUAACGGUAUAUCAACCUUACAUUGUGGAUCAGCAAGUUCCCGCAUCUCAAAUAGACUCUGAGAGUAUUUACACAUCAAGUAGUAAUGUUCCAGUGACAUCAAAAGAUAUUAAUCAAUUUAAUAGAGAUAUCAAGCAACUACCAAGUAUACCAAGUAAUUCAAGUGGGAUUUCAUCUGUUAAUCAUAAUUAUGCUAGUGCUAAUAUAACACAUGGUGCUAAUGAUACUAAUCACUAUGUCAGUAAUGAUACAGUACGUCAAUAUGUGGAUAAUAAUAAUAAUAAUCUGGCUCACCAAUAUGCUAGUAACAAUAAUAUAACACGUCAAUCUUUGGGUAAUAAAAACAAUGUGGCUCAUCAGUAUGCUAGUAAUAAUAAUACGAUACGCCAAAGUGUGGGCGGUAAUAAUAACAAUGUGGCCCAUCAGUAUGCUAGUAAUAAUAAUACAAUACGUCAAAGUGUGGGAGGUAAUAAUAACAAUGUGGCUCAUCAGUAUGCUAGUAAUAAUAAUACAACACGUCGAAGUGUGGGCGGUAAUAAUAACAUGGCACAUCAAUAUGCUAAUAAUAAUAAUAACACGACACGCCAAUAUGCUGGUAAUAAUAAUACAGCACAUUAUAAUACUGAUACUAAUAUAGCACCGUCUCAUGAAAGGUUUAAUUUACCUCCUGAUCAACCUUAUCGUGUUGUUAUGAUGAACACUGAAUCUGGUGAAAUGUAUAUCCCACCAAAUGCACAAACCACUUCCAAUUAUAAUAAUUUAAAUAGAUUUUCACAACAAUAAAAAUAAGGAACGAAUUUGGGUCGAGAGGAUUAAAAAUAUGUUAUAUAGAGUAAUUAUAUAUUAGUCGAUUGUAUUAUAUGAACUAUUUGUAUUUUAUUGUUUAUAUGUAAAUUAAGUGUACGACUCCCGUAAAUUAGCUAAUUUAUUUAUUUGUAUUAUUAAUUUAAAUUGAACAAUAAAAAGAAAAAUAUUUAAAUUCCUUUAGUUUUUUUUUGUUUAACUAAGCAGAGAGAGCAUUUAAAUCAAUUAUUAUAAAGAAUUAUUUCAUUAUUUCCCUAUACUAAGUAAUCACCACUAUUAAAACAUUUUACAUUCUUCAGUCGCCAAUGAAAUUUUUCAUUCCAGUCUUAAU
Messenger RNA from Rhizophagus irregularis DAOM 181602=DAOM 197198, 2528 nucleotides. RefSeq lists its product as uncharacterized. The record is from RefSeq and is a predicted model, not a curated record. Gene Ontology annotation, molecular function: protein binding. NCBI's taxonomy places the organism in Eukaryota, Fungi, Glomeromycota, Glomeromycetes, Glomerales, Glomeraceae.